This is a messenger RNA of Microtus ochrogaster (prairie vole), 939 nucleotides long. Its product is annotated as olfactory receptor 1f45-like. Lineage: Eukaryota; Metazoa; Chordata; Mammalia; Rodentia; Cricetidae. Gene Ontology annotation, cellular component: membrane. Gene Ontology annotation, biological process: G protein-coupled receptor signaling pathway. The record is from RefSeq and is a predicted model, not a curated record. Gene Ontology annotation, molecular function: olfactory receptor activity; G protein-coupled receptor activity.
AUGAGAGUCAGCAACCAGUCGAGUGUCUCUGAGUUCCUCCUCCUGGGACUCUCCAGGGAUCCCCAGCAGCAGCGGCUCCUCUUCCUGCUCUUCCUCACCAUGUACCUGGCCACUGUCCUGGGGAACCUGCUCAUCAUCCUGUCCAUCGGCACAGACUCCCGCCUGCACAUCCCCAUGUACUUCUUCCUCAGCAACCUGUCCUUCGUGGAUGUCUGCUUCUCCUCCACCACUGUCCCCAAGGUGCUGGCCAACCACUUACUCGGGACUCAGGCCAUUUCCUUCUCUGGGUGUCUCACACAGAUGUAUUUUCUUUACUUGUUUGCUCUCAUGGACAAUUUCCUGCUGGCUGUGAUGGCCUAUGACCGUUUUGUGGCCAUCUGCCACCCUUUACACUACACAACAAAGAUGACCCAAAAACUGUGUGUCCUGAUGGUGGCAGGAUCAUGGGUCACUGCCAGUUUGAGUGUCCUAUUACACACCCUGCUCAUUGCUCAGCUCUCAUUCUGUGGGGACAAUGCCAUCCCUCACUUCUUCUGUGACCUGACUCCUCUCCUGAGACUGUCCUGCUCUGACACAUACCUCAAUGAGCUGAUGAUCCUCACAGAGGGAGCUGUUGUCACGGUCACCCCUUUUGUCUGCAUCCUAAUCUCCUACAUCCAUAUCACAUCUGCUGUCCUGAGAGUCUCAUCCCCAAGGGGAAGACGGAAAGCCUUCUCCACGUGUGGUUCCCACCUGACUGUGGUCUGCCUCUUCUAUGGCACCAUCAUUGCCGUGUAUUUCAACCCUGCAUCUGCACAUUCAUCUGAGAAGGACACGGCAGCCACCGUGCUGUACACAGUGGUGACCCCCAUGCUGAACCCGUUCAUCUACAGCCUGAGGAACAGCGACCUGAAAGGGGCUCUCUACAGAGUGGUCCACAGAGGGACCUUUUCUGUUUAA